Otolemur garnettii (small-eared galago) is the source of this 4389-nucleotide messenger RNA. It is a transcript of the gene TP53BP2, whose product is annotated as tumor protein p53 binding protein 2. The coding region runs from base 250 to 3654 and encodes 1134 amino acids. The record is from RefSeq and is a predicted model, not a curated record. Gene Ontology annotation, molecular function: p53 binding. Gene Ontology annotation, biological process: regulation of apoptotic process. Gene Ontology annotation, cellular component: nucleus. Lineage: Eukaryota; Metazoa; Chordata; Mammalia; Primates; Galagidae. The transcript is spliced from 18 exons.
GCAGAGGAGGGAACCCGGGCCGUCGCGAUCGCUGAGACAAAGCCGCGUCUGGGGGACCGGCCGGGGGAUGGGCCCGGGGCUUUGUGGCGCCCCAGCCCGUCGUGAGUGAGGGCCCUGCGGACCUGUGUGCCGCCGCCUCGCAACAGGUCCGCUGCCUCCCGGCCGCCUCGCUCUCCACUCCCCUUCCCCGCACCGCGACCCCCGGGCCGCCUCAUCUUGGCCCGGGCCGUGGUCCGGCCAUCCGUUUCGAUGCGGUUCGGGUCCAAAAUGAUGCCGAUGUUUCUUACCGUGUACCUCAGUAACAAUGAGCAGCACUUCACAGAAGUUCCAGUUACUCCAGAAACAACAUGCAGAGAUGUGGUGGAUCUGUGCAAAGAACCUGGCGAGAACGACUGCCAUUUGGCUGAAGUGUGGUGUGGCUCUGAACGUCCAGUUGCUGAUAAUGAGCGAAUGUUUGAUGUUCUUCAACGAUUUGGAAGUCAGAGGAAUGAAGUUCAUUUCUUCCUUCGUCAUGAACGCCCCCCCAGCAGGGACAUUGUGAGUGGACCAAGAUCUCAGGAUCCCAGUUUAAAAAGAAAUGGUGUAAAAGCUUCUGCUGAACCUCGAAGAAAAGAGAACGGCGUUAAUAGUCCUAGGAUGGAUUUGACUCUUGCUGAACUUCAGGAAAUGGCAUCUCGCCAGCAGCAACAGAUUGAGGCCCAGCAACAAAUGCUGGCUACUAAGGAACAACGUUUAAAGUUUUUGAAACAACAAGAUCAGCGUCAGCAGCAACAAGCUGCUGAGCAGGAGAAGCUUAAGCGACUGAAGGAAAUAGCUGAGAGUCAGGAAGCUAAGCUAAAAAAAGUGAGGGCUCUGAAAGGCCGUGUGGAGCAGAAGAGGCUGAGCAACGGGAAGCUCGUGGAGGAAAUUGAACAGAUGAAUAGUUUGUUCCAGCAGAAACAGAGGGAGCUCGUUCUGGCUGUGUCAAAAGUAGAGGAACUGACAAGACAGCUGGAGAUGCUCAAGAAUGGCAGGAUCGACGGCCACCACGAUAACCAGUCUGCUGUGGCGGAGCUGGAUCGUCUCUACAAGGAGCUGCAGUUAAGAAACAAAUUGAAUCAAGAGCAGAAUGCCAAGCUACAACAACAGAGAGAGUGUUUGAACAAGCGUAAUUCAGAAGUGGCAGUCAUGGAUAAGCGUGUUAAUGAGCUGAGGGACCGGCUCUGGAAGAAGAAGGCAGCUCUACAGCAAAAAGAAAACCUACCAGCUUCAUCUGAUGGAAAUCUUCCCCAGCAAGCGGUAUCAGCCCCAAGCCGUGUGGCUGCGGUAGGACCCUAUAUCCAGUCCUCUACUAUGCCACGGAUGCCCUCAAGGCCUGAACUGCUGGUGAAGCCGGCCCUCACAGAUGGUUCCUUGGUCAUGCAGACUUCAGAGGGGCCGAUGAAAAUACAGACACUGCCCAAUAUGAGGUCGGGGGCUGCUUCCCAAACUAAAGGCUCUAAAAUGCACUCAUUCGGUCCUGAUUGGAGCCCUUCCAAUGCAGAUCUUUUCCAAAACCAAAGCUCAGCUUCUGUACCUCAGAGUGCUGGGAAUACUCUGGACCAAGUUGAUGAUGGAGAGGUUCCACUGAGGGAGAAAGAAAAAAAAGUGCGUCCCUUUUCAAUGUUUGACACGGUAGACCAGUCUGCUGCCCCACCCUCCCUCGGUACUCUGAGGAAGAACCAGAGCAGUGAAGACAUCUUGCGGGAUGCCCAGGCUUCCAAUAAAAAUGUAGUUAAAGUACCACCUCCUGUUCCUACCAAACCAAAACAGAUUAAUUUGCCUUAUUUUGGACAAACUAAUCAGUCACCUUCGGACAUGAAGUCAGAUGGAAAUCCUCAGCAAUUGCCAACAAUGGUCAUAUCCAUGGGAAGCCAGCCCCAGCCUGCAGGGCGGCCACCCAGAGCCCUGCUGCCAUCCAGCGCGCCUGCACCUGGCCAAGAGCAAGCCCUUCCUCCGGGCUCAAAGCAGGAGAGUCCACCUGCUGCUGCUGUCCGGCCCUUCACUCCCCAGUCUUCCAAAGACACCCUACUUCCUCCCUUCAGAAAACCCCAGACUGUGGCAACAAGCUCGAUAUAUUCCAUGUAUACACAGCAUCAGGCUCCAGGGAAAAACUUCCAGCAGGCCGUGCAAAGUGCUUUGACCAAGACACAUACCCGAGGGCCACACUUUUCCAGUGUAUAUGGCAAGCCUGUGAUUGCUGCUGCCCAAAAUCAACAACAGCACCCAGAGAACAUUUAUUCCUCCAGCCAGGGCAAGCCUGGCAGUCCAGAACCUGACACUGAACCAGUUUCCUCAGUUCAGGAGAACCAUGAAAACGAAAGAAUUCCUCGACCACUCAGCCCAACCAAAUUAUUGCCUUUCUUAUCUAAUCCUUAUCGAAACCAGAGUGAUGCUGACUUAGAAGCCCUACGAAAGAAAUUGUCUAAUGCACCAAGGCCACUAAAGAAACGUAGUUCUAUUACAGAGCCAGAAGGUCCUAAUGGGCCCAAUAUUCAGAAACUUUUGUACCAGAGGACCACUCUUGCUGCCAUGGAGACCAUCUCUGUCCCAUCGUACCCAUCUAAGUCAGCUUCACUGAUUGCCAGCUCAGAAAGCCCAGUGGAAAUCCCAAAUCCAUAUUUACAUGUAGAGCCCCAGAAGGAAGUGGUCUCUCUGAUUCCUGAACCAUUGUCCCCAGAGGCUGUGGGGAGUGCCAGUCCAGAGAACAGUGACAUGCCAAUUCCUUCUUCAGGCCUUGAUCGUGUGCCUGAAGGAGUCCCAGACAGUAGCUCUGAUCUCCAGCAGAAUGUGGAAGAACCAAAUCCAGAGGCUCCCCGUCUGCUUGAGGUGUACCUGGAGGAGUACCCUCCCUACCCACCUCCACCGUACCCUUCUGGGGAACCUGAGGGGCCUGGAGAGGAUGCUGUGAGCAUGCGCCCCCCUGAGAUCACUGGGCAGGUCUCUCUGCCCCCUGGCAAAAGGACAAACUUGCGUAAAACCGGCUCAGAGCGUAUUGCUCAUGGAAUGAGGGUGAAGUUCAACCCCCUUGCUUUACUUUUAGAUUCAUCUUUGGAGGGAGAAUUUGACCUUGUACAGAGAAUUAUUUAUGAGGUCGAUGACCCAAGCCUGCCUAAUGACGAAGGCAUCACAGCACUUCAUAAUGCUGUGUGUGCAGGGCACACAGAAAUCGUUAAGUUCCUGGUACAGUUUGGUGUAAAUGUAAAUGCUGCUGAUAGUGAUGGAUGGACUCCACUGCACUGUGCUGCCUCGUGUAACAAUGUCCAGGUGUGUAAGUUCUUGGUGGAGUCAGGAGCCGCUGUGUUCGCCAUGACCUACAGUGACAUGCAGACUGCUGCAGAUAAGUGUGAGGAGAUGGAGGAGGGCUACACCCAGUGCUCUCAGUUUCUUUACGGAGUGCAGGAGAAAAUGGGCAUUAUGAACAAAGGACUCAUCUAUGCACUUUGGGAUUACGAACCUCAGAAUGAUGAUGAACUGCCCAUGAAAGAAGGAGACUGCAUGACCGUGGUCCGCAGGGAGGAUGAAGAUGAGCUUGAGUGGUGGUGGGCGCGCCUGAGUGACAAGGAAGGAUAUGUUCCACGCAACCUGCUAGGACUGUACCCAAGAAUUAAACCAAGACAAAGGACUUUGGCCUGAAACUUUACAGCAUUUUAGUUAAUGAAGAAUUGAUAUCUAUUAUCACUAAGAAGAAUACACUUGUUUUUGGCAAAAAUUUUAAAAGACUUGUUUUGAUGACUGUGUAGCUUCAAAGCAGCAAAGAAUGUCUCUGGAAGAAAAUGAAGGAUUAAACAUUUCACUACUAGAGGACGGUCAGCGUGAGGAAAUGGAAUUCACAAGGGAGCGGACCGUACUGUGUUGGGGCAAAGGUGUUCCAUGUAGUGCUCAGAAAAAUAUACAGUGACAAUCCUGUUUUCUGUAAGAAAUAGGACGUUUUAUUGGACUAUUGGAAACCAGCUUUACGUCCUGCUUAGUGGGCACUUUCAGCACUUGCUUGUAUGCCAGGAAGGACCAGUGCCAUUAUGGCGCCAUCUCUGCUGUUCCCCUAACACCAGGAGUCCCUCGGGGCCCUGCAUGAGGGCUGGGUGGUGCCAUAUACUUGUAUAUUGUCAGUGAAGAACUGUCAGUUGGUUGUCCAUGAGCAAUAACUUUAUUGUAUGAGUUCUUGUAGCAUCUUAAGAAUUUUACAUACAUUUGAAAUAUUGAAACUAAGCUAUACUUUGAGUAGUUAGAAUCUUGUUUGUAGGCUGAAUUUGAAUUUAUAUUUAUUGUCUUUUGUAUCUCAUAAUUAGAGACUUGGUAUUGACUUACCCAUAACAUUUGUCAAGUUCAUAGCUAGCUUUAAAAAUAACUGAAAUAAAUUAAACUUUUUGA